AUGGUCUCCAUUUACAUCUCUUUGGCUGUGCUCAGUCUCCUGUCUGUGGUACAAACAGCUCCUCUGAGCAGUUGUGAGAGUCUAAUCCAACCUCUGGCAAUCCAAGGACCAGAGCAGUUGCUGGGAAAGUGGAUGCGUGUUGCAUUGAGCUCAAACUAUGAGAACACUGAGCUGAUAACAAAGACUUUUCAGGACAGCUACUGGAUGAGACUCUCUGCUGACAAUGAGAGCGAUGCCAUUGAUCUCAUGGGGGUGGUAAAAACCUUUGGGGUUUGUCUCACACAAACAGCUAAGAUGAACUUGGUAAACAACACACUCCAGCCCAUAAUCAACGAAACCCUGAAACCAGGCUCCCCAGGACCUCUUCUCGUUUCAGUAUCUAUAAACCUGCUGAAAACUGGCUGUUCUGACUGUCUGCUGUUCCUAACACGAAACCAUUUGGUUGGACAUACAAUUGAAAUUCUCUUCCUUAUGAGUAAGAGACAGACUGUGACUGCUGCUGAGCUGGAGGAGUUAAAGAAGCAGGCAGAAUGUCUUAACCUACCUGAACCUUUUAGCCUGGACUUUGAAAGAGGAAUUUGUCCAGAUCCUCAGUCUCCAGAAGCAGACGUUAUAGAUAUGACACAGCUUUUAAAUGCAGAUAAAUCUGAGCAGCAAAACAUAGCUGAGAAGAUUUUCGACGGAGCGGGUGGAUUUGACAAUUAUGUCAAAAUGGCUACUGAUAUAUUAUUGAAAAAGGACUAACAUCACAGAAGUUGAUUGUUCUGUAAA
This is a messenger RNA of Notolabrus celidotus (New Zealand spotty), 771 nucleotides long. RefSeq lists its product as uncharacterized. NCBI's taxonomy places the organism in Eukaryota, Metazoa, Chordata, Actinopteri, Labriformes, Labridae. Bases 1 to 744 code for a protein of 247 amino acids. The transcript is spliced from 7 exons. The record is from RefSeq and is a predicted model, not a curated record.